Botrytis deweyae is the source of this 441-nucleotide messenger RNA. RefSeq lists its product as uncharacterized. Lineage: Eukaryota; Fungi; Ascomycota; Leotiomycetes; Helotiales; Sclerotiniaceae. The transcript is spliced from 2 exons. Bases 1 to 441 code for a protein of 146 amino acids. The record is from RefSeq and is a predicted model, not a curated record.
AUGCCACCAAAGUCCCAAACCCCCUUGACCGAUAAAGAAAAAUGUUAUACCGCGGUAUUUAGUCAAAUUGUCUCGGAGGGCAAAGUUCCCAAGUUGAACUAUGACAAGCUCGCUGAAGAUCUGGGUCUUCCGACACCCGAUGCGGCUCGCAUUCGUUGGGGUCGUAUGGUAACAAUGAUAAAAAAUGGUACAGUUGGAGAGUUAAAGAUCGCUAGUACUGGCAAAGCACAAAAGCGCAACAAGGAAGAGGCUGGCAUCGAAGAUGAAAUUGAGGGCAUGGACGACGUCGCUUCUCCUACUAAGAAGCAGAAGCACCUAGCUCCUCGCAAGAAGGCUGGUGGCGCUGGUAGAAAGGCGGAGAAGGAGAUGAAAGAGGAGAGAUUCAUGAACGGAGGAGAAGGCUCUGGAUUUGAUGUCCCUGAUGACUCUGAUUUGGUUUAA